Messenger RNA from Aplosporella prunicola CBS 121167, 800 nucleotides. RefSeq lists its product as uncharacterized. The record is from RefSeq and is a predicted model, not a curated record. Gene Ontology annotation, molecular function: calcium-dependent protein serine/threonine phosphatase regulator activity; calcium ion binding. The transcript is spliced from 5 exons. NCBI's taxonomy places the organism in Eukaryota, Fungi, Ascomycota, Dothideomycetes, Botryosphaeriales, Aplosporellaceae. The coding region runs from base 59 to 583 and encodes 174 amino acids.
GCCAGCCUGAACCUCGACCACCACGACUCCUUUCCCUCGAGACCUACCUACCGCCAACAUGGGUAACGCAAACUCGCAGAUGCUGGACAAUAUAGUGUCGGGCUCCAAUUUCGACCGCGAGGAAGUCGACCGCCUGCGCAAGCGCUUUAUGAAACUGGACAAAGACAACUCGGGCACCAUCGAGCGCGACGAGUUCCUCUCGCUUCCCCAGGUCUCCUCGAACCCGCUGGCCACGCGCAUGAUUGCCAUUUUCGACGAGGACGGCGGCGGAGACGUCGACUUCCAGGAGUUCGUGUCCGGGCUCAGCGCCUUCAGCAGCAAGGGCAACAAGGAGGAGAAGCUGCGCUUCGCCUUCAAGGUCUACGAUAUUGACCGCGACGGCUUCAUCAGCAAUGGCGAGCUGUUCAUCGUCCUGAAGAUGAUGGUCGGAAGCAACUUGAAGGACCAGCAGCUGCAGCAGAUUGUCGACAAGACCAUCAUGGAGGCGGACCUGGACCGCGACGGCAAGAUCAGCUUCGAGGAGUUCACCAAGAUGGUCGAGAACACGGACGUGUCCAUGAGCAUGACACUGGACCAAUUCUAAGGCACCUCGUUCCUCCCUUCUACUGUUGUCAGGGCAUUGGGGCAGCAUGGCGUUUGGGUUUUGGGCAAGGGACAUUCUUACGGCAACGAAAGCGGCAUGAUGACGCUAUGUGGGUGGGCAUGGUGGCAGAGGCCCUGUCCAAGGGGAGCAAUUCAUUGAGCGGCUGCGUCCACUCUGUCACUGUCUUUGGAGACGAACCUGUUCAUGUGCGAUUUUG